AUGAAGACUGGCACUGCAGUGUGGUUUGCAGCUAGCCUGAGUGCCUUGUGUGUGACCGCCGCGCAGCUUCAGUUUCCAUUCGCACUGCGCGAUGGCGGCGCAGCAGGUUUCUCGCGGAUUGUGGUCUUUGGUGACUCGCUGGUAGACAACGGCAACGGCACAUACUUGUUCACAAACAAGACGUGGCCGUCAGACCCGGCGUAUAUGAAUGGUCGCUUCAGCAAUGGCGAAACAUGGCCAGAACAGCUAGCGAGUCUUAUGCAAGUCCCACACGUUGAUGACUUUGCUUACGGGGGUGCCACAACCAACAAUAGUGUGGCUCAGGGUAUGUCUGGCUACAAUGAGUCGAUUGCUGUGCCGGACGUGCGAGCACAGCUGCAUGAAUACAUGGAGUCAGUGCACGGCAAAGUCGAUCGAAAUGCGCUGUACAUAUUGUCGGGUGGCUCCAACGAUGUCUAUUAUGGUACGAAAGAGACGCUGAACAUCUGGAGGCUGGGCAACCAGUGCGCUGCAACGCUGAAGCGGUUGGCACAGUAUUUGAUCGAUCUUGGCGCUACAACGAUUAUGAUUCCGACACUUGUGGAUGGCAGCAAGGUGCCAUCGACAACACAGUACAGCAAUGUAAUUGAUCAGGUUGGUGGAGCUGCAUAUAUCAAACACUUCAAUACGAAGCUGCAGGAUGCCGUGCAGGAGCUGCAAAGCCAAAACAAUCAGAAGGCACGUAUCGUACUAGUGGAUCUGUACGAGCGAGGCCGAGAGAUCCUCGCGCAUCCGGGAGAGUAUGGGAUCAAGAACACAGAAGAUGCAUGUCUUGUCGGUACGACCAAAGUGGAAAAGCAAAAGGGCGUUACGCGCCAUGUGUGCUCGGAUCCGGAUUCGUACUUCUACUGGGACAUUUUCCAUCCUACGGCACACACUCAUCAGCUUCUGGCACAGACUGCACAGCAGGUAUUGCAAGAACGCGAAUAA
Malassezia globosa CBS 7966 is the source of this 969-nucleotide messenger RNA. RefSeq lists its product as uncharacterized. The transcript has a single exon. The coding region runs from base 1 to 969 and encodes 322 amino acids. The record is from RefSeq and is a predicted model, not a curated record. NCBI's taxonomy places the organism in Eukaryota, Fungi, Basidiomycota, Malasseziomycetes, Malasseziales, Malasseziaceae. Gene Ontology annotation, molecular function: hydrolase activity, acting on ester bonds.